Messenger RNA from Fraxinus pennsylvanica, 375 nucleotides. NCBI's taxonomy places the organism in Eukaryota, Viridiplantae, Streptophyta, Magnoliopsida, Lamiales, Oleaceae. The record is from the annotation of a GenBank genome assembly.
AUGCCAUUACCAUCGAGAGUGACAUUAAACCCAUUAAAUCAUUGUCGCAGUGCUCGCUGCGGUGAUACCAUCGCCGCUGCGAGCGGUGGUCGUCCCAUCGAGUUCCCCGAAUUGCUAGAUUGUGCUUGUGUGAGACUCGGCCAGUUACUCGGAUUCGGGUCCAUAACCAUGGGUUACAAUGCACGAGAUCUUGUAGCACUUACCAAUAAGACCCUAUCGAUUAGUAUUAUACAAAAGAAAUUGGCAGCUAUCAAGCUUGGAGUUGUCCCUAGAUACUCUAUAUUGGCAUUAGGAGAAAGAGACGAGACACAGAAGGAGUUCUUACCUCCUGCUACGACCGAGCUUCUCCUCUUUCUAGUUCUUUCAAGGCUUUGA